AAGCGCUCAGCUGUGCCUGCCUGUCAGGGACCAUGGCAGGCUAUAAGACACUCUCCAACACCAGCGAACAGAAAUCAAUUGCCUUCGAAGGUCAACCCAGGUAAGACUCAUUCUGUCAUCUAUGGGUUUUUAAAGGUUUGCAUUAUAAUCUAGUUUGGGAAUAAUUUAUUUGACAAUCUGUAUAUUACUCUUCCUCUGUUGAUACAGCCAGAUGUCUAUUUCUAGCAAUGUUAUAUUGGUCUAUGCCUCAUGUGCUUUAAACCGGACUGAACAUGUCCACUGCCUCAGCAUAAACAUGCAAUGUAAGCCAAUGCAUGUGUGUACUCUGCUCUAUCCUUGUAGCUAUGUGGUUUUAGAGUUCAUUUUCUGUUAAAAAUGAGAGAUUUAGUCAUAAACUUCACUGGGAUGUUGAAUACACAAUGUGUUAGUUUCCUCUUUAAAUACCGCACAGUAGCAAAACCUCAAUAUUACCUAACUUUACAGGACGCAACAGAUCCAGAGCAUUAUCAUCUGAGCGCCUCAGCAGUAAUACAAUCAUUUUCCAAUAUAUUUCCAUUUCUACAUUCAGUAAUAGUAUUUCUUGUCCCAUGUUGACUUACUACUCUCUCUGUUUACUUCUAGUGUCAUAUGAACGCAUUUUGUCCAUCCAAAGUUUGAGUGAGGUUGAGAACCCAUGGAAAAGCAUUACUCUGAACCGUUGCAUUGUGUUGGCCAUCAUCAUUGUGCUUGUGAGCUCAGGUGUGAAUGAAAUACAUGGUGAGUGUUGAAACAUUGUGAAACAUUUGUCAAUUUCUCAUAACCUCAAUGCACACAGACUAGCUCAUGCACUAUCUGUUAUGGUUUAGGUGCUCUUGAUGUAUUUCUAGAGAAUGAUCUUACUCAGAUGGUACUUGGAGGCACCGGUCUGCAACCAGACAGCAUAGCUCAGGUACUGGGCCUUAUAGCUUAUUUUCUUCACAUGUCCCUCUUAUAACUAACACAGUGAAUAACAAAUAAUUAAGUGCUCGGCUUUGGAAGCUUAUGUUGUGACCCUGGGUGUUUCCUGUUCUCUCCCUGCAGCCUGCAGCCUCUCUGUGGGACAGCUUGCUGAGUUGGGGAUCAGACGAUGGAAGAAAAGGAAAUCCAAAGAGAAGAGGGGGAAUCUUGAGGAUCAGAAAUAGAGAUGUGUCUGACAAAGGGCUGUUAAAGGAAUGAUAGAGAUAACAUUAUGGAGAAUGGUAAAGGAGGGGAAAGAGGUUGAAGGAGGAUAGUAAAACAAAAUAGGCAGACAUUUUCUGAAGGAAUAAUCAAAGAUGUCAGUAUGUGUUUAUUAUAUCAAAAUAUAAGGAUAUAUUGUAGUUGUACAAAUUUUACUACAGUAAAAAAAAAGAUUUACUAAACAUACAGUACAUCACAAUGAUCUUAAAUGCACCAUACAGUCUUAUCUUCAGUCUUAUCUGAUCAUGCAUAAUCUGUUUGCAUAAAUGUUUUUCAUAUUUAAAGGGCAUACAGAAAUCAAUACAAAUUAAUAAGAUUAGCUGGUUCCUAUCUCGUAUUUGAUGAUCAAUAUAUUAUUUUAGCCUUCAAUAUGAUCAUGUGGUGCAAAUUGAUAAUGAACAAAUUGUAUUUGAAAGAUCCAAUAUGUGCACCAUGCCAAUGAGUUUUCUAUUUAUAUAGAUGAGUGACAAAAAGUGUAUUAAAUCAGCUAAUAUUAGGCAGAACAUAAUUGAGCAUAUGUGGAGAACUAUAUGUGAUGAUGUAUUUACAAUAAACAAAAUAAAUGCACUCCAUGAGCUAAAACAUGCAAUUCUACUUGACUUUUUCUGAGUAAUAGUGCAUCAAUGCAGGUGCCCUUUAAUACCAAUCACUGAACCACAUGGAGGAGUCAGCGGCAUCCACACUCCUUGGCCACCAUGUCUGGUUUGAAGGAGAUCUUGGUUCCAUGCUC
This is a messenger RNA of Coregonus sp. 'balchen', 1927 nucleotides long. NCBI's taxonomy places the organism in Eukaryota, Metazoa, Chordata, Actinopteri, Salmoniformes, Salmonidae. The record is from the annotation of a GenBank genome assembly.